CCGAUUGGCCACGCAACCUGUCGUGUUUUCACGUCCCACAGCAUCGCCUCAUCAGCCCCCUCGCCGAUCCGAGGGCCGGUCGGUGAUGGUGAGUGUACGGCAGAGCUCCUGGGCGGAUACUUAAGAAACAAGGUGGACACGCUGGAGAGCUCCCCGUCUGCUACUCUCUGGACAGGCUGUGUCUCCGCAUCUCACGGCGAGAUAAAAACGGGCCGGGGGGAAAUAUGAAUUGUUUCGGCACAUUAGACCGACGGCUAGAUUCGGCUGUGGACAGCCUGUUUGGAGAGAGAGAUCCCAGAGUAAGAGGAUGGCUCCUGCUCGACUCCUAUCUCCCCACAGUCCUCCUCACACUUCUCUACCUGCUAAUAGUGUCUGUGGGUCCAAUCUACAUGAGGAACAGACCAGCCUACUCCUUGAAAAGUGUCUUAGUAGUCUACAACUUCUCAGUCACAAUGCUGUCUUUCUACAUGUUAUUUGAGCUCAUCUCGGCGUCCUGGGCAGGCGGCUACCGGCUCCAGUGCCAGGGUCUAAGCGAGGCGGGAGAUGCAGACAUUAGGGUAGCCAAGGUGCUGUGGUGGUACUACUUCUCGAAGCUCAUCGAGUUCCUGGACACCAUCUUUUUUGUGCUUAGAAAAAAGAACAGUCAGAUCACCUUCCUUCAUGUGUAUCACCACGCGUCCAUGUUCAACAUCUGGUGGUGUGUGCUCAACUGGAUCCCCUGCGGCCAGAGUUUCUUUGGGCCGACCUUGAACAGUUUCAUCCACGUGCUGAUGUACUCGUACUACGGCUUGUCUACCAUCCCCUCCCUGCAGAAAUACCUGUGGUGGAAACGCUACCUCACGCAGGCUCAGCUGGUUCAGUUCUUCCUGACCAUCACCCACACACUCAGCGCUGUUGUGGUCCCAUGUGGUUUCCCCACUGGCUGCCUACUUUUCCAGACCAGCUACAUGUUCACACUUGUGAUUCUCUUCAUCAACUUCUACAUCCAGACAUACAGGAAAAAGGCACCCAGGGAUGCUGGAAAACUGACCGGUGCGGACGUCGGCUCUCACCACCUAAAUGGCCAUUUUGCCUCCGUCAAUGGGACCGCGACCAAGCAAAAAGCCCAGUGACUUUCCACGUGGUCAGAGGAUUGUAUCAACCUAAAUAUGCUGAGAAAGUAAUACUAUAGCAGGGAUUAUCAUGCUGUUUAGGUUUAGGACCCUUUGUACUUUUUUUUGUAUUGAUAGUUUCUUUUAAUUCUUUCAAGGUUUCAUUAUACAAAAGUGACUCAUAUUGUAUGCAUGGGAAAGGUGCUUUUCCCUUACUUCAAGGCAGAGGCUGGAAAUA
Messenger RNA from Clupea harengus (Atlantic herring), 1329 nucleotides. RefSeq names its product ELOVL fatty acid elongase 2 (gene elovl2). The record is from RefSeq and is a predicted model, not a curated record. Gene Ontology annotation, biological process: sphingolipid biosynthetic process; fatty acid elongation, saturated fatty acid; fatty acid elongation, polyunsaturated fatty acid. Gene Ontology annotation, molecular function: fatty acid elongase activity. NCBI's taxonomy places the organism in Eukaryota, Metazoa, Chordata, Actinopteri, Clupeiformes, Clupeidae. Gene Ontology annotation, cellular component: endoplasmic reticulum; endoplasmic reticulum membrane.